ACCUAUUUAUAUACACUACACUAACUUAUUACAUGUGUUAUGAGGAAAUUAAUCAGUCGCAUACUGUAUGAGAUACCAUUAAACAUGUUAAAAGAUAAGCUGUGAUGUAUUAAUAUACUACUACUGUCAUGGAAACACCAUGCUCCGAGAUGAUCGGAGCAUCUAUUCAACAAACAGAUUCGUACAAGAAAUCUGUGUCUUUAUAUCAGGCAUCAUGGGAUGAUCUACGCCAAUGUAUCGCAAAAAACCAUGUCGAUCUCACACAUCUUUCUGCUGUACUCGUUAAACUCGAAAAUAAAACACAUUUCGAUAAGAAAAGACAAAACGAAGUAGAGGACAUAGAAACAUCAGUUACAGAAAUAGUGCAAACCAUACUUGAUAAAAUGGGUGUGUAUGACAACACUUGUCGAGACCUCAGACUGAUAAAGGCUGGUGGUUACUUCGAUGGUACUAAAAUUCGUAUUCCUGAUGAAUUUGACUUUGUUGUUGACAUAAGCUCAUUAUCUUCGUAUUUUUCAACAAAGACCAAAGAGGAAGUACAGAUUGAUUGCUGGAAAGAGGACAGUUCCCGGGUGAACGUUCGAGUUGUUGGAACGCCAGAUCCAACCGUCGCUAUAUUUUGUCCCGACGUUUGCAUGAAUGCUUCAAACAGACAAGAAAGUGCAAGUAAAUGUGGUCCGACAGGAGUCAUAAUGAAUAAGAAAUUUUCAAAACUAUUUACCUCGCUUUUUAAGAAGGUAGUUAUUUCUUUCAUUGAAGAUGGAAUGAUAGUCACUCGAUCUACAGGAACAAUGAAAAUAAUGCCGGAUUUAGUCAACAUUUUGGCCAACACACUUGAUGAUUCGUUUUUGCCUUUUUAUACUCUAUGGAUACCGAAGAGAGACACAGAGGCUGUAGGGAUAUCAAUAGAUAUCACGCCCAGUUUUCGCCUAGACUCAGAUUACUUAAAUUUUAACAGAACAUUCGUUAACGUUGAUGCCCUGAAAAAAAUUUCAGGAAUUAUUGGUAAGGAUAAUUGUUUUAUGAGACUUGUGUUGCGAGAUGAUGAUCAUUGGAGGCUGUCAUUGUCCCAUGUAGAAACGGAAGUGAUCAGAGAAGCAGACGAUAUACACAAAAUGUGUUCAAGAAUUCUCAAAAUGUUAAAAGAGGGAAAACCCCUUGACGCUGACCAAGAUCAUAUACCGAACGCAUCUUACAUGGAAAGCUCCGCGCGUUCUUUUAAAUUUACCGAAAUGUGUACCUCAUACACUAUAAAAACUGCUAUUUUAAGGCAUAUCAUAUCAUGUAACAGAAGCACGUGCGGUCUAGGCAACUGUUUUAUUUCCAUCCUAUUAGAAGUCGAAGAAAUGGUGAAAUCUGGAGAAUUUACUGGUCUUUUUAUUGGCAUAAAUAAAAAGGAGAGUACAUGUACGGGAAAUUGGGAACUCGACACACUCUCUUAUCUCAGCAGACUUAAUACAAUUUUUAUUGAUUUGAUUGAAGGGAGAGAGCAGGAUGAAACUUCGGCAGCUGAACAAGUCUGCCAAGAAAGAAAGAAAUACAUACACGAUAUCUGCACUUCAGAUGACUUCAAGGAUAUUCAGGAUUGGUAUAUUGGAGCUAUUUGAACAUGUUGAAAUUACAAGAUAUGCAGCAAUCAUGUUAUCAUCAAAUAUUCAAAAUGUAAAAAUAUAUGGAGGAAACAACUUGAAAGGUUGACAAUUUUAACCACAACUACAUAAUUAUAUGUAAAGGAGAAGAUAGAAUUAGUUCCAAAAAUUCCUAUAAUAUAACUACGGAGAAACAUUAUAUUAUACGAUCUUUUUAUCCUUCAUGUCCACAAGCAAACAAAACCAAUUUGUUAUAACACAUCAUGUUACACAAAUGUAUAAAUUUACAUAAGCUUCGA
This is a messenger RNA of Mytilus californianus (California mussel), 1888 nucleotides long. RefSeq lists its product as uncharacterized. Lineage: Eukaryota; Metazoa; Mollusca; Bivalvia; Mytilida; Mytilidae. The coding region runs from base 129 to 1607 and encodes 492 amino acids. The transcript is spliced from 2 exons. The record is from RefSeq and is a predicted model, not a curated record.